AUGAAGUCUUUGAGCUUUCUGGCCGCGGGGCUCCUCGCCCUGGUUGGCUCCGCCGCUGCGACACCGAUUGAGCAGCGCGCCGCCAGCGUCAAGGGCUUCGACAUUUCGAAUCAUCAAAAGUCGGUCGACUUCAACAAGGCGUACAAGGAUGGCGCGCGCUUUGUUAUCAUGAAGGCCACCGAGGGCUCGACCUUCAUCGACCCCAACUUCAACAAGUUCUACACGGCGGCCACGAAAGCCAAGCUCAUCCGCGGGGGGUACCACUUCUGCCGGCCCGACGGAGCCAAGGCAUCAACGCAGGCCAACUUCUUCCUCAAGCACGGCGGCGGAUGGUCCAAGGACGGCAUCACGCUGCCCGGCAUGAUCGACCUGGAGGCAACCAACGGCCACCCGCAGUGCUACGGCCUCUCGCCCAAGGCCAUGGUGGCGUGGGUCUCCGAGUUCGUCGAGACGUACCACAAGGCGACGAAGCGCUACCCCAUGAUCUACACGGGGCCGGCGUGGUGGAAGGCCUGCACGGCCAACAGCCAGGCCUUCAAGGACAAGACCCCCCUCGUGCUCGCCCACUACGCGAGCGAGAUUGGGCCCCUCCCCGGCGGCUGGAAGAAGCACGCCAUCUGGCAGUACAACAACCAUGCCCCCUGGGGUGGCGACUCGGACCGCUUCAACGGCGACGCGGCGGCGCUGAAGAAGCUCGCUACUGGCUGA
Purpureocillium lilacinum is the source of this 708-nucleotide messenger RNA. RefSeq lists its product as uncharacterized. Gene Ontology annotation, biological process: peptidoglycan catabolic process; carbohydrate catabolic process; cell wall macromolecule catabolic process. Gene Ontology annotation, molecular function: lysozyme activity. The record is from RefSeq and is a predicted model, not a curated record. Lineage: Eukaryota; Fungi; Ascomycota; Sordariomycetes; Hypocreales; Ophiocordycipitaceae.